Molecule: messenger RNA, 2481 nt
Organism: Lactuca sativa (garden lettuce)
Lineage: Eukaryota; Viridiplantae; Streptophyta; Magnoliopsida; Asterales; Asteraceae
Molecular function (GO): zinc ion binding
Source: RefSeq, a predicted model, not a curated record
AUGACAUCAAAAUUUGUUACUUUCUUAUGCUAUCGGGACGGAAAAAUUUAUGACGGGAAAGAAGGUAUAACUUACGACAAGUCUCCAAGUAAAGCUAUCAAGGUUCAACGUGGAAUAAAAUUCAAUGAUCUGGUUAACCAAAUCUAUUUUGCAACAUCGAUUGACAAGCAACAAUAUCAUAUUAAAGUAAUUUGUAGAUACCCAUCGGUUGUUGGAAAGGUAAUGAAAUAUAUUCCUCUACCAAUCAAGGACGAUAAUGACGUUGAAAUUAUGUUUGAUGUGCUUAGUCUUCAUCAAGAACUAAGCAACAUUGAUCUAUACUUAGAGAUUGACGUCAAUGGAAAUAAAAAUCACAUGGAUAUAACACCCAGAACACAAGAAUCGGAUUUGAUAGAAAAAGAAAUGAACACUAUUUUAUUACCUACUAUGAAUCCUAUUGAUGUUGUGUCAGACAUGAUUCACAACGAGGACUUCAAUAUAAUUUCUGAAUUUGCUGUUGUGAACAAUGGAAUGAAUAGUGGAUUUGACACAGAUAAUGACGGAUAUGAAAGUGGGGAUGAAAAUGAAACUGAAAACCGAGGAGAUUUAACCACAGAUGGAGCUGAGAUACCUUCUAAUUUUACUAGUUUAGAAGGAAUAGAUGUGGCUAAUGUUGACAAUUGGACGGUGUCACACUCCGAGAGUAAAAAUCAUUUAACUGAAGAAUUGGGUGAAAAUUCUUUUAAGAAUAAAGACGAACUUAUUAGAGCUAUCAAGCUUUACACGAUCAGGAAACAUCGACAAUAUGAAGUGGUUGAAACAUGUCCAACAAUUUGGAAGAUAAGAUGUAAGUUGUGUUCACAAACUGGUUGUAAGUGGCAAUUACGUGCAUGUAAACGUAAACGUAGUGAGUAUUUUGAGAUAACACAAUACAUUGGUCCACACACUUGUUCCCAGUAUAAGAUUACUCAAGAUCAUCCAAAUCUGGAUGCGAGCUUGAUCGCUCAAGAAACUGAACACCUUAUUAAAGAACAACCAUCUAUUAGCAUUCCUACCUUGAGAGCUGAAAUAAUUGAUAAAUUAGGAUAUACUCCUUCGUACAGGAAGGUCUGGGUAGGAAAACAGAAGGCGAUUGAACAUAUAUUUGGAAACUGGGAGGAAUCUUAUAUUGUUUUACCAAAAUUUAUGGCUGCACUUCAAUUUUACAAUCCAGAGACUAUAGUUGAAUGGUGCACUGCUAGAUUAAGUAAUGUGGAUCACAUAGAUAGUAAUAUGAACCAAAGGGAGAGUAGUGUGGAUCAAGUGGAGUUCAGACGUGUGUUUUGGGUUUUUGCUCCUUCUAUCAACGGAUUUGCACAUUGUCGACCUGUUGUUAGCAUUGAUGCAACACAUUUAUAUGGUAAGUAUAAGGGAAAGAUGAUGAUUGCAAUGGGAGUUGAUGGUAACAAUCAGAUUUUUCCUCUUGCAUUUGCUAUUGUUGAGAAUGAAUCAUAUAAUAGUUGGUAUUGGUUUCUUAAUCAUGUCAAGAAACAUGUGGUGAAAGAACGUGGCGGCAUUUGUUUAAUAUCUGAUCGUCAUAGUGGAAUCCUAAAGGAUUUGUAUAGGUAUUGUUUGCGACAUUUUGUCAAUAACUUUCAUGACAAGUUUCGCAAUUCACAUUUAAAAGUUUUAGCUUACCGUGCUGGAAGUCAAAAUCAAGUUCGUAAGUUCAACUCUAUCAUGGAUGAAAUUGGAAAACUAAAUGCACAAGCUCGUCAAUGGCUCGAGGGACAUUCACUUUGUAGAUGGACACUUGCACAUGAUGGUGGAAAACGCUAUGGGUUGCUCACUACAAAUAUGUCAGAGAUUUUUAAUAAUGUACUUAAAGGUGCUCGUUUUUUACCAAUCACUCCAUGUGUCAAACUUACAUUUUAUAGAUUGGUUCACUAUUUUGAUGUGAGGCGUUCUUUGGGACCUACUGCUCAAGCUAACGGAGAUGUUUUUACUCCUCAUGUUGUUGUAAAACAAGCAGCAUCAAUGUCAAAAGCUAGUGCACACACCCUCAAAUCUUUCAACCGACAAAAAGGAAUAAUUGAGGUUGUAACUCAAAAAGGAAAAAAUAUGCAAGUAGUUGAUUUGGAGAAAAAAACUUGCACAUGUGGUAAGUGGGAGAUAUAUAAGUAUCCGUGUUCUCAUGUCUUGAGUGCAUGUGCCUAUCUUUCUUUAAAUACUAGUCAAUAUAUUCAACGAUAUUACUCAAUUUUUGAAUAUUCUGCUACGUGGGCAUCUGAUUUUUCACCGAUCCCUCAUGAAGCAUAUUGGCCUGAGACGUCUAUUCAAGGAAUGCUUCCAAAUUCAGAGUUAAAACGAAAGGAAAAAGGUCGUCCUCGCUCCACAAGGCUACGAAAUGGAAUGGACAUUAAAGAAGGAAAGAAAGCUAAUCUUUGUGGAUUGUGUAGACUAAGUGGUCAUAAUCAAAAAACAUGUCCUUCUAAGCCUAGGAAACGACCUAUGGAUAUGUGA